CUACGUCCAGGACCCGGGUAUGUCCUUAAACUACGUCCAGGACCCGGGUAUGUUCUUAAACCACGUCCAAGACCACCGGUGGACGGGCAGCAGCGUCCCUCAAAUUCGGUGUACUCGACUGCGAUCGCCAACCCGCCUGCCAAGCGUGGCGAUUAUGGCAUUCACCCCCCAAAAAAGGGGGAGGCCUAUGUUCAGCAGUGGACGUCUUAUGGCUGAGAUGAUGAUGAUGAUGUAUUUUGUGUCUUACUGCUGGACAAAGGCCGCUUCAAAAUAUCGUCUUUAAUCAGAAACUUACAGAAACGUCUCUUUUGACACUGACAGCUCAUAACCAUAAACAAAUCCAGGUCAAAUUGAUAGCCCGUUAGGAAAAUCAGAAUAUGCCUCCAGGCUUGAAGCCUUUCUCUAUUUGUCAGUAAAAUUUUUGUUGUUGAAUUUUUUGAGUGAAACAUUGUGAAAUACUUUGCCGAUGGCUGUAGAGCUUCAGGAGAAAGUUUACAAAAGAAACAAACUCUUGAAAUGUUUGUACUUGUUAGGAACUUUUCUAUUGUGUGUAUAUUUGAGGUUGAAGACAUUGAAGUUUUGUUGCUCUUUUCACGUUUACUUAAAACGUGCGCGGUAUGUUUCGUAUUUAUAACAUUUCAACAUUCAACAUUUGUCACUUGUCUAUACCUUCGGCCGGCACACUUUUCAUUCCCAGCUAUGCAGUAAUAUAUAUUUUUCUUGGGGGAAAAGUAUAAAAUUCACAAUCAAACGUAUAAAAUUCCCGUGUUUGAAUUACGAACGAAAUGUGGGCAUUUCCGAGCAUUUAUAAAAUACGUUAUGUCAUGUCAUAAUUAAUUGAGAUAAGCGCCAGAGUCAGCUCUUAUUUAUUUACAAGAUACAGUAACAGUAAUAUAUUCAAAUACGCUUAUCUUGGGUUUAUAUUUUGUAACAGACUAUAAUAAAACCAUUACUAUCUCGCAGUUCACCGCUUAACGCCAUAGGUGCGUCAUACGUACGAAAAAUGCAAGAAAUUGAGGGGAGGCGACGAAACGGUCUACAAGAUAUACAAGAAAAGAAAGAAACUGAAGAAGUGACCUACGAUGACCUGUUGUCAUCGGCCGGCGAGUUCGGCCUGUAUCAAAAGAUCUUAUUCAUAUCCACAUUUCCCUUCUACGCAUUCGGAGUCGUGUCGUAUUUCCAACAGCUGUUUAUCACUGAAGUGUCGCCGUACCAUUGGUGCAAUGUUCCCGAGUUAGUGAACCUGACCGCACUGCAGCGGAGAGCGCUGGCUAUCCCCGCUGACACAGACGCCAGGUUCGGAUACUCGCAGUGCUCAGCGUACGUCGCCAACUGGAGCGACGAGCUGGCCGCCGGCCGCACCACUCCCGACCCCUCAUGGCGCACCGAACCCUGCCGUUACGGAUGGGAGUUCAACUCCACCGAGAUCCCCUAUCCAACCAUCUCCAGCGAGCUGGGGUGGGUGUGUGACAAGGACAGCUACCAAGCCUCCGCGCAGUCCAUCUUCUUCGUCGGCUCCAUCGUCGGAGGAUUCUUAAUCGGAUGGAUCGCGGACCGCUACGGCCGGCUCCCCGCUGCCGCCGUUUGCAACGUGAUCGGGGGCGUCUCUGGCGUCAUCACUAUCUUCGCAACAAACUUCGUCCAGUUCGCCGUUUGCAGAUUCUUCAUGGGAAUGUCCUGGGACAACUCCAUGCUGAUGGUGUACCUCUUGGUGCUGGAAUACGUCGCACCAAAAUAUAGAACGAUAAUAGCGAAUCUGCCCUUUGCCAUUUUCUAUAGUAUUGCAGUUUGUGUUUAUCCAUGGAUAGCCCUCGCUUGCAAUAAUUGGAAAGUAUUAUCUGUGGUCACGAGUACACCGAUGAUAUUCGCGGUGUUGGCACCUUUUGUGAUGCCAGAGAGUCCCCGAUGGCUCUUGGCAGUCGGACGUGUGGAUGACGCAAUUAAAAGAAUCCAGAGAAUUGGUCAAGUUAACAAGAGAGAAGUGCCCUUGAAGCUGAUCGAAAAAUAUAAAACAAGCCUUUCCAAACAGAAAGUAGAGGCCAAGUAUGGUGCACUUGAUCUUUUAAAGCGAUCUCUUCUUAGGAACAUGUUCAUCUGCAUAUGUCUCGGAUAUAUGUGUUGCACGAUUACAUUCGACUCUUUAAUAAGAAGCAUAGGGCAGCUAGAUUUCGACUUUUUUGUAUCGUUUUCGGUUGUUUCAUUUACUGAGUUCCCUUCUUUGGCGCUGGUCUCAUUUAUCUUAGACUUGACAGGGCGAAAGUGGUUGACAGUGUCAACGUUUGCUGUCGCUUGUGUGUUCAGUGUGCUGACAGCAUUCUUGGGUGGCGGAUUAGCGUCGGUUCUGUGUACAGUGGUAGCCAGAUUCGCUAUCAACAUCACUUGCAACACGAUCAUGCAAUGGGCCACCGAGAUGCUGCCAACGGCUGUGAGGGGCACGGGCAUGUCUAUUGUACAUAUAUGUGGGUACGUUGCGACGGUCAUUUCGCCUUUCAUAGUGUACUUGGAGAUCUAUUACACGUGGCUGCCUCUUGUGAUCGCGGGUGGGGUAGCUGGGGUCGGGGUUGUGAUAGUCUUAGAUCUUCCAGAAACGGCUUCCAAGGAACUUCCUCACACAUUUGAAGACGCAGAGACUUUGAUCAGAAAUUCUAAGUUCAUUGAAAUACCGUGUUUGAUGAAAAAGAAGAGCCAAGCAGAGGGUCAUGAGAAUGAUUCUUUUGAAAUGUAGUGUGUCAAAAUUAUGUCGUUUGUCGUUACGUUUUGUAUAUGCAAAAGUGGGAUAAAAGAUGUAUGUGGUAGUGGUAGGCAAUACGCAGUCUCUAGGUUAAACUCUGAUACCUACAUUAAAUGGUGAAGUCGGGGAGAAGAGCAAUCUAAUCUCUUUACACAGUGUCGGCGGAAAGUCGCCAGCCUGUCGGUAUUCUACAGGUUGCACUUCGGGGAGUGUGCCCAAGAGCUACACGAGCUUAUUCCACCGUCCCCAUUCUACCAUCGGACUUUUAGACGCACGGCCGGUUUCCAUCCUUACUUGGUAGAUAUUCCACCAAUUCGCACGAAGCGCUUUGCUUCUACUUUCCUUAUGCGCACUGCCAAGGAAUGGAAUUCCUUGCCGGCGUCUAUAUUUCCGUGUUCUUAUAACCCGGCAACCUUCAAAUCAAGAGUGAACAGGCACCUUCUGGGCGAGCUCGCUCCAUCGUAGGCCACGUCUACGCCUCGGCUAGUCUGUGGCCAUGAGUAAGCCCAUUCAUAAUAAUAAUAAAAAAAAAAAGUGUUUCCUAAGUUCCGUAAAAUGGGGUGAGUACGAGGGCAGUUCGGUUAUAAAUGGGGUGAGGUGGGAUGGUAGGAGGUGAGAUGGUAUUUUUAGACCAGAGUUAUGAUAAUUUUAUAAUUAUUUCAAAGAUUUCAUUGUUUUUAUUUCUAUAAUUUGAGGAAUCAAAUAUAUUUGGAAAAAUAUAGUAAGUAUGUGUUUCAAAGGUCAUUGUGUAUUUCAUUGAAUGGUGUGUAACAAUAAUAUACUUAAGUGAAUUUCCAAAACUGAGAAAUACAAUUGAAUACAAAUACAUUACGAUACAGCGAGGAAAUGCCGCCAGCAUCAUAUACAAAUAAUAAUUUUUGGCCAGCAUCCUUGGUACAAUGUUUCCAGGGCCUAUUUUAGAUCUAAGCUACUUUUUAAUUUCGUUUAGUAAUACCACUGUAUAUAUCUUGUUUGUAAAUAAAUAGUUAUUAGAAAUAGAAAUAAAUUGCUUUUCUUCACCUAUGUACCUAUGCAUUUUAAUAGUAAAUCUAAAUACAAAUAGGUACCUAAUAUAACAUUAUAAUAUUGGAAUCAUAAAGCGUUAAACCAUAACACAAUGAAUCUAAUUAAAUAUAGUGCUUAUUUAACAUUGGGUAAGAUACUUAAUUACACGUGUAAAUAAAGAUAAAAGUCAUUGCUAUGGUUUACCCACAGCGUAGAAUAAUAAUAUUAUAAUCUUUAUUUAAAACUACGUGUUUAAAACGUAUUUUAGGAGAAUAGACCGGCAGAUACAGUUUUAUUUGGCCUGGUCUUCACUAAAAGGUUGUCUGGAUGAGAUCGCAGUUCAGCGAUCAAGGACAAGAUCAAUUAUUUAUAUCAGAAAAUUUUGUCUAUUUUCCUGAAAAAAAGAAGCCUUAUUUUACGGAAUAGAAUGUAUGCGCAUAUGUUUUUAAAAGUUUUCACUGCAGGAUUUCUGAACAUUCUGUUUUUGGGAGUUUUUUUUUAAUUAGUAUCAGUAGCCUGAUUACUAGUAAUAAAGAUAUAA
Messenger RNA from Cydia fagiglandana, 4277 nucleotides. Its product is annotated as carcinine transporter-like. The transcript has a single exon. The record is from RefSeq and is a predicted model, not a curated record. Bases 1004 to 2725 code for a protein of 573 amino acids. Gene Ontology annotation, molecular function: transmembrane transporter activity. Gene Ontology annotation, cellular component: membrane. Gene Ontology annotation, biological process: transmembrane transport. Lineage: Eukaryota; Metazoa; Arthropoda; Insecta; Lepidoptera; Tortricidae.